This is a messenger RNA of Fimicolochytrium jonesii, 1176 nucleotides long. RefSeq names its product STE like transcription factor-domain-containing protein. NCBI's taxonomy places the organism in Eukaryota, Fungi, Chytridiomycota, Chytridiomycetes, Spizellomycetales, Powellomycetaceae. The transcript has 2 exons. Gene Ontology annotation, biological process: regulation of DNA-templated transcription; sexual reproduction. The annotation marks the transcript as partial. The record is from RefSeq and is a predicted model, not a curated record. Gene Ontology annotation, molecular function: DNA-binding transcription factor activity. Gene Ontology annotation, cellular component: Ste12p-Dig1p-Dig2p complex; Tec1p-Ste12p-Dig1p complex; nucleus.
CUCGAUCACCUGAAACUGUUCCUUGCCACUGCACCAACCAAUUGGGAUCCCGAGCACACGAUCAAGCGCUUCACACUACCCAAUGGCGAGCACAUUUCCUGUGUCCUAUGGAACAAUCUUUUCCACAUCACUGGGACAGACAUCGUGCGUUCCUUGAUCUAUCGAUUUGAGGCAUUUGGUCGACCGGUGAGCAAUGUGAAAAAGUUCGAAGAGGGUGUGUUUUCGGAUUUGCGGAAUCUCAAGCCGGGCAUCGACGCAACUUUGGAGGAGCCGAGAUCAGAGUUCUUGGAAAUUCUGUACAAGAACAACUGCAUCAGAACACAGAAGAAGCAGAAAGUCUUCUACUGGUUCUCUGUUCCGCAUGACCGGUUGUUCAUGGAUGCGUUGGAAAGGGACCUGAAGCGUGAGGCGUUGGGGGUCGAGCCAACUACAGUCGCAACGCACCCCAUGCCAUUGCUUCCGACCCUGGAGUUGGCCAAGCAGCAAUGCAUGCCAACGUUGCAACUGGCGCCAGACCUUCUCGGAUUCCCCGGCGAUUCCAACGUCGCACUGGAAGAUUGGAUCAACGUCUCCCCAACGAAUACUCAGUUCCACGACUCCAUUGGCCAGCUCGCUCACGAGUUUCAGGCACAGCAGCACGACGGUUUCUCGUACGAUGGAUCGCGCAAUACGUCGCCGAAUUUGUCAAUGGGUGCGCCAUACCUGAUAAACUCGAAUUCUCCGGAAAUGUCCGUAGGGGCUCCUCCGUCGCUCAUGUCGGACGACGACGCUGCAUCUCACAAUGCAAUGUCCCACAUGGGGUUGCAGCAUCAGAUGCCUGGCAUACCCGGUUUCGGCGUGUUCAACCUUUUCGAAGGCUCGCCCAAUUACAAGCAACGACGUCGGGCGCAGUCCUUGUUCAGCGUUAGCAAGGACAUGCCAUUGCUUCCGCCAGAUUUCCGUCAGGGUGGGGAUAUCAGCAGAAUGGCCAAUGCAACGACUGAGCGCCGCAACUACCUCUGCUCGUUCAGAGACCUGUCCGGACGAGCUGUGUGCGGGCGGAAGUUCAAGCGAUACGAGCACCUUCGCCGGCAUAUGCGGUGUCACACUGGUGAAAAGCCCUACGUGUGCCCUGUUGCCGGGUGCAACAAGGAGUUCUCGCGCUCGGACAACUUGUCUCAGCAUUUGAAAGUGCAC